GUUAUCACAAGCCCUACAUCAGGGUGCAUAUUUCAAAAUUGCUUUCUUAGGUUUCUGAAGCAUUUGGAUUCUACCACGUAGCAGCUGUCUGAACGAAGGUGUGCUGGCAGCAAAAGCAGCUUCUCUGAAGUUGGGCCUUGCAGUGAACACCAGCAAUCUGGUGGACGAUCAUCUUUACCAUCACAUGCUACCAGUUUAUCCCAGUGUUCAUUAUCUAAUUAAAUUGUACCAAACUGGGGGAAAAAUGGAGUUCUGGUGCUUCCUGGUUUUAUCAGCUCUCUUUAUAGAGUCCAUAGCAGCAAUGCGAGGCCGACACUAUAACGCAAUGGAAAACGAGGCUUUAAUUGCGUUGUGUCCCAGAUCAACAAAACCUGGAUCCCAAGUUUACUGGACUUACUUUAAAUCUAAUAAAAGCAUUACUACCAGUAAAAGAAGUCGGAUAUAUUCCUCAGGGGUCCAACUCAAAUUUCUACCAACUUCAGUGAAAGACUCUGGAAUAUAUAAUUGUACUAUAAAAAGCCCCAAGGUCUCUUUUGGUGGAUAUGUUAAUAUCACAAUAUAUCCCAAACCACAAGGUUGUGUUGUCCCCAAAGACUUGUUGUAUAAAACAGCACAAGGAUCAGAAGUGAGGUCAAUGAUUCAUUGUCCUACAAUUGAACGUUAUAAUGAAAUAGCACGUGUUGACUGGUUUAAGAAUUGUAAAGCCCUCAAAGGACAACAUUACUAUGCAAAGGAAGAUUAUCUGAUAAUUAAAAAUCCAACAGCUGCUGAUACAGGAGAUUAUACCUGUAAAUUCAUUUACAGUGAAAAUGGAGUCAAUUAUGCUGUUACUGCCUCUAGGUCAUUUAUAUUUCAAGGUAAAAGUAAUUUCUCCAUGCUUCCAGAAAUUACUUCCCCUAUGCACCAUCAUGUAUUAGCAGUAGAGCUUGGGACCAAUGUGAGUAUGCCAUGUAAAGCUUGUUUCGGGAGAGGCUUACAGAUGAUAGAUGAAGUCGGAUGGUGCAUUAGAGAGAAAAAUAGUAUUAACUGCAUCAAAAAUUCUCGAUUUCAUGAGGAAAACAAAGCAACAAACAAGCACUUAUACUGUAGAACCAUCACUUUAAGAAUAGCCAAUCUGAAAAAAGAAGACCUCUCCUUGGAAUUUUAUUGUUGGGCGUUGAAUGGGCAUGGAGUGAAAGAACACAGCUUACAGAUCAGAAUAAAAACAACUGGUCAACAAAGCACCUACUACAUACUUGCAGGAUUUAGUACAUUGUUAAUCCUAAUUAUUACAUUAACAGUAAUAUUAAAAGUCUUCUGGAUUGAUUUGAUUCUGCUAUGGCGAGAGGUAGCUAGACCUUAUAAAUCCAGGGAUGAUGGAAAGAUAUAUGAUGCUUAUAUCAUCUAUCCCAGAAACUACAAAAGCAGGACUGAGAAUGUUAAUUCCAUGGAACAUUUUAUUCACCAGAUUCUGCCUGAAGUUCUUGAAAAGAAAUGUGGUUAUAGCUUAUGUAUCUAUGGAAGAGACCUUCUGCCUGGAGAAGAUGCAGCAAGUGAAAUGGUAAAAUGCAUACAGAAGAGCCGAAGGCAAAUUAUCAUAUUGAAUCCCAAAGUGGAGCACGGUGAGGAAUUUGCCUAUGAGCAAGAGAUCGCUUUACACUGUGCUUUGAUGCAGAAUGACUCCAAGGUGAUCCUUAUUGAAAUGGAGACAAAUGGUGACACUGGAGAACUGCAGGAUUCUCUCAAGCACAUUAUUAAACAGCAAGGCAUCCUUAAGUGGAAGGGAGACCAUGUCACCAACACAUACUCAUUUAAUUCCAACUUCUGGAAGCGUAUACAGUACCUGAUGCCAGCGAGAAGCAAAUCCUUAGGUCCACUUCACAGUGGCAUGUGAAGGCCAGGACAUGAUUGUUAGCUUUCCCAAGCUCCUAUUAGGAAAAAAAAAUGUUUGUUUUCAUAUCUGUCUUUAGAUUUUUCUUUUUAAUUUUCAGGGUAAGCUGGUAUUUCACCUAAAGGAUGGGGAUAGAGAGAAGGAAGUAAGCAAGAAUUAAAAGGCAAUAAAUACUUUAAGAAGUCUUCCUUUGGCAGCUCUAAUUUCUCUGUCCUACUUUCUAGUCAGUGCAAAUGGCUCAGAAAGUUUCCCACUUUUUGUCUGUUUCUGCUCCACUUCCUUCUUCUUUUGUCAUACCCCAAAACCCAAGUUGUGUGUAUGAAGGAAACCUUCUCUCCCUCCCACUUCCAAAUCUCGUUCUAGCUGCAUACAUCCUUAGUCACCACAAUCCACAUUCUGAAAAACUGGAGCAAUAGAAUCCUAGAAUAUUUUCAUACAAAGAGGCCUUCAUGAAUAUUGGACCUCAACCUAGAUGACAAAACAGUGAAUAUUUUAUCUCCAUGAAAAGUACAUAAACUAAGAAACCAAUUCAAAGAGGCCUUAUAUUUCUUUUAUUUUGUACUCUUCAUAUUGAAAAUUUUAUCGAUAUACAGAAUUCAGGUUUUUCACCUUUAAUAUCAAACCUCAUAUUUUUCAGUGAAAAAAAGGCAUCUAUCCCUACCCCCAUAGUCCCCAAGGCAUUUUACUUCUCCCUAUGAUGUUUGCAUGCACAGAUGCUGUUAUUUCCAUUUUACUGUUGGAAAAAAAUCCACAUUUAAUCAAAUAACUAGCAUUUAUAAUAGCACUUUAAAGUUUGCAGAGCUCUUUACAAGAAGUAUCUCCUUUUAUCUUUGAAACAACUCUGGUAGGUAGAUGCUGUUAUUCCAUGUUAUAGAUGAGGAAACUGAGGCAGACAGAGGUUAAAUA
Trichosurus vulpecula (common brushtail) is the source of this 2776-nucleotide messenger RNA. RefSeq names its product interleukin 1 receptor like 1 (gene IL33R). The transcript has 12 exons. Bases 185 to 1873 code for a protein of 562 amino acids. The record is from RefSeq and is a predicted model, not a curated record. Gene Ontology annotation, biological process: signal transduction. NCBI's taxonomy places the organism in Eukaryota, Metazoa, Chordata, Mammalia, Diprotodontia, Phalangeridae. Gene Ontology annotation, molecular function: interleukin-33 receptor activity; interleukin-33 binding; interleukin-1 receptor activity.